This is a messenger RNA of Paramormyrops kingsleyae, 1203 nucleotides long. RefSeq names its product alkB homolog 2, alpha-ketoglutarate dependent dioxygenase (gene alkbh2). Gene Ontology annotation, molecular function: cytosine C-5 DNA demethylase activity; ferrous iron binding; broad specificity oxidative DNA demethylase activity. Gene Ontology annotation, biological process: DNA alkylation repair. The record is from RefSeq and is a predicted model, not a curated record. NCBI's taxonomy places the organism in Eukaryota, Metazoa, Chordata, Actinopteri, Osteoglossiformes, Mormyridae.
UGGGGCUCGACUGGGAAACCAGCGCCCGUUUGUUGCUUUCUAGUUUCGUCUUUUUCACCGGAGCCUCCUUCUGCUUCACAAGCAUAACGUUGCAGCUUCAUUAAUUCAUUGCUUUUGGAUAGCUUCGAAAGUCUGAAUGGAUCCAUUUGUAACCUCGCCCUGCAAACGGGCUAAUGCCACCGGAGAGAGCGGCAACCCGAGAAAAAGAAUCAAACUGGAGGAAGAGGAUGAGGAAAGUCCAAUCAUGGCAGAGUUCUCCAAUCCCAUUCCCUGGCAAAAAAUUGAAGCAGAGGAACUGGACUGUGACUAUGCGCUGCUGUUUUCCAAACAGCAAGCAGAUGAGCUCUUUAAGAGGCUUGAGAAAGAAGUGGAGUAUUUCACAGAGGAGGAGACCAGGGUCUUGGUGUUUGGGAAGCUGCACAGAAUACCUCGGAAGCAGGCGACAUACGGUGAUUCGGGUCUCAUGUAUUCCUUCUCUGGGGUGCAUCUUUUAGCGAGGCCAUGGACACCCACGUUAGAGUACAUCCGUGAUGCUGUCACCGACGCCACGGGGAACACCUUCAACUUCGUCCUUGUAAACAGGUACAAAGAUGGGCACGAUCACAUCUGCGAGCACCGUGACGACGAGCGGGAACUGGACCCCACCUGCCCCAUAGCCUCGGUAUCCUUGGGGGCAGCACGCGACUUCAUGUUACGGCACCGGGAUUCACGGGGUCAGCAGCCCCAGCGCCGGAUCAAGCCAGUGAAGCUGCUGCUGGCCCAUGGGAGCCUGCUGCUCAUGAACCAGCCCACCAACACUCACUGGUACCACAGUGUGCCUCCCCGGAAGAGGGUUCUCACGCCACGCAUCAACCUCACCUUCAGGAGAAUCGUAACGGAAAACGUCCUUGGACCAGCUCCUGCACGGGCUCGCAGCUAGGCACUGUAUCAGCAAGGUGCACCCUACACUGGGUCACCCCAACACUGACAUGACUAGUUAAGAUGAUGGCUUUUCGAUGUGUUCCUACUAGGACUUCUCAGAUUUGGAGAUAUGUUGUUUGUGACCUGAAGUUUAAUGUCAGUGAAGCUGUUGUUCAGGGCAGAAAUAUGAAUCCUGUAAUCAGAUUUAUUUUUUACAUCACUUCAAAGUGGGAAGAGGAUUUGUGAAAGACAGUAUCACUAAAGGUCAACUGGCAAGAGAUUAAGUAAACAGUACUACCCUCA